Ceratotherium simum simum (southern white rhinoceros) is the source of this 614-nucleotide messenger RNA. RefSeq names its product colipase (gene CLPS). The record is from RefSeq and is a predicted model, not a curated record. Gene Ontology annotation, cellular component: extracellular region. NCBI's taxonomy places the organism in Eukaryota, Metazoa, Chordata, Mammalia, Perissodactyla, Rhinocerotidae. Gene Ontology annotation, molecular function: lipase binding; enzyme activator activity. Gene Ontology annotation, biological process: positive regulation of catalytic activity; digestion; lipid catabolic process.
CAGGCCCUGGGGAUGGGGAAGGUGAGUCACAUGUGGACAGGGCCCCUUUUAUAGCCCCACCACCCAGCUGGCUCUGUCUUAUGCCACCUGACCAGCCGGCUGCUACCUACACCAGCUGUGCCCAUUCAUCAUGGAGAAAGUCCUUGUCCUUCUGCUGGUCGCCCUUGCAGUGGCCUACGCAGUUCCCGACCCCCGGGGAACCAUUAUCAACUUGGAGGCAGGCGAGCUCUGCUUGAACAGCGCCCAGUGCAAGAGUGAAUGCUGCCAGCGGACAAGUGGAACGAGCCUGGCCCGCUGUGCAGCCAGGGCCAGCGAGAACAGCGAGUGCUCUGCCUGGUCGCUCUAUGGGGUUUACUACAAGUGUCCCUGCGAGCGGGGCCUGACCUGUGAGGGGGACAGCACCAUCGUGGGCUCCAUCACCAAUACCAACUUUGGUACCUGCCUCGAUGUUUGACGCUCCAAGGAGUGAAAGCAUCCAUCCAGCCCUGCAUCUAGCCCAGCACGCUGAAGGACGCUCCUCCUCCGCCUCCUCUCCCUGGCUGGCCACCCCCUGGACCAGCACCUCCAUCUUCUGAUUGGGUUCUUGGCAAUUAAAGCCCCUCCUGCAAACCUUC